AUGCAGGAAGCUCCAGGUGUUGGUAUGGCUCUAGGAUUCGAUCAUGCGACAGUCUCUGUGCAGUUCUGGAACGGCACUGUGAUUGAUAGCGCUUACAUCGAUGGACCUGACAGCUAUACAACGGCAAUGACUACGUUGUCCGAGCUAUCGGAGCCUAGGGCAUCAUCAGCGACACUGUUUGGGGUCCGAGAUGUUCUUCGUGAGAAGGCAACAGCAUCGACUGGCAUUUGGUCCUACAUAGGCGCUGUCCAGAAAUAUCUACCAGGCCUCCGCAUUGAGUCUUCCUCACCCGCUCAUGUCGAAAUUGCGGAUGCUCUGAUGCCGAUCGCUGAGGUGCUGCGCACUCUUUUCCAGCAAGUGGCGAAGGCACAGGAUCUGCAUUACAGAUACGUGUACGUCUCGUUCCCAGACUUUGUCAACCACGGUGUUUCGGCCCUCGAUCAGAUACUUUCUCUCCUCCUCGAAAAUGCAAGUUUACAAUCUUACGGAGGGAUGCGGUGGAUUCGCACUCGUGCGGCCCUUAACGGACUAUACCACCUCGGAAAUUGCUUCGAUACGGUUGAAGGCGAUCCUGAUGACUACGGCGUCUGCGACAAGUACAAAGGUCGGAAAAUCCAGACUGCGCUGGGUAUCGAGCUCAGUGAAAAGAACUUCUGCAUGCAUUUGAUGCCGCGCGAAAAUGGCCUGUUCUUUCCUGAUAUGGCCUCGACCAAGUCAUACCCUCAUCGAGGUACUGCAUCUGUGAAUGAGGCCGAUAGUCACACUGACUACUGGACAUGGAUUAAAGAAGAGCUUUUGGCAUUCGUGGACCAGACUGGCAAGCGCGUUGACCUUCUGGUGCUUCACGGCACCCAAAUCACAAAUCCCCAGCUUCAAAGCCUUAUUAAAGAUGUUUUUCAGGACAAUCCUAACAUCAAAUCGGAAGAAUAUCUACGGAGUGUUCAUGAGCACAUCUUUGCUCCUGCUCGAUCAGUCGCAGAAACUGCCAAGUCAGCGAUGUGGGAUGGCUUGGACGCUUGUAUUCCUAACCCUGCAUGCCCUAUUAGUGAGCACUACCCUCCUGGCCAAGGCUGGAGAAGGCCGGGCGGUCCCGGUCUGAGAGAAUUGAUAAGGGUAGCGGUCUUAGUCUGUCAAGAAUAUGAGGAUGGAGCAGUGGAAGAGGAUGAAGAUCGUCCUGACGAGGUUCUAACAGGGCCAAAAGAUCGAUUCAAAGCACUCUGUCUCCUCUACUCACUGAUGGUCGAGGACCAGCCUCUUACACCAAGUGAAAUCGUCAUCGCCGUCGUCAUCAUCAUCGUCUUCGCCUCCAGCUCGUCGUCGUCGUCAUCAGUUGAAGAAUUCAGCUGGGAAUGA
Molecule: messenger RNA, 1353 nt
Organism: Rhinocladiella mackenziei CBS 650.93
Lineage: Eukaryota; Fungi; Ascomycota; Eurotiomycetes; Chaetothyriales; Herpotrichiellaceae
Exons: 3
Coding region: 1-1353 (450 amino acids)
Source: RefSeq, a predicted model, not a curated record